Theobroma umbraticum is the source of this 2312-nucleotide messenger RNA. NCBI's taxonomy places the organism in Eukaryota, Viridiplantae, Streptophyta, Magnoliopsida, Malvales, Malvaceae. The record is from RefSeq and is a predicted model, not a curated record.
UUGCGUACCGAAAGGCAACGGAGUCAACUUAAAGUUUUCUUCUCUGGGUUGGGUACGAUGAAGUUUCUGUUUCGAAUGGUAACAAAGUUUAACAAGAAGCCGUCACCAAUGCCCUCUCAUUCAUUUACAAAGAGAGAGAUAGAGACAGAGAGAGAAGUCAAAUGAGAGACAGCUAGGGUAGUUUCUCUUCGGUGAGUUCAGUAAGUGCAGGAACUCCUUUCAAGUCUUAAACCCUAAACUGAAACGAACUCUCACUUCAUAAACCUCUUACAAACCCCAAACACAAAACUGUCAACUUCAACUGAACAGACAUUGGCAGCAUAACACACCCUUUUGAAACCCAACAAAGGGAAGCAACAAAGAUGAAGACUCUGAGUAGGAAACUGCUGCAACAGUUAUCCUCCAAACAAGUAUCUUUCUUUCUUUCUUUUUCCUUGUCUUCCCCAAUCCUACUACCUCAUAUCAUUUUUCCCUUUGUGAUAGGACUCAUGGUUUUAUGAUCAUUGGCUAGAAUUAUCAAACUGAAGGGUAUCAAGUAUUCAAUCAGACAAAAUUUCAUGCCCGGAUGGUGGAAUUCUUGGCUAUUCGUCACCAUGCAUAUUCUACUAAGGCAAUCCCAGAUUUUGGGCAACCAACUCCAGCAUCUCAUCCUCAGUUAAUGAACGAAGGGGAAAUUACACCUGGUAUAACUUCUGAGGAAUACAUCUCAAGACGAAAAAGAUUGUUGGAACUUCUUCCAGAGAAAAGCUUUGCCAUCAUUGCUGCUGCGCCUAUAAAGAUGAUGACUGAUGUUGUGCCAUACACAUUUCGACAAGAUGCAGAUUACUUGUAUCUUACAGGUUGCCAGCAACCUGGUGGAGUGGCAGUAUUAAGUCAAGAGUGUGGUUUAUGCAUGUUCAUGCCGGAAGCAAAAGCUCACGACAUUGUUUGGCAAGGACAAACAGCUGGAGUUGAUGCAGCACUGGAGAUGUUCAAGGCUGAGAAAGCUUAUCCCAUGAGCAAAUUAAAUGAGAUCCUUCCAGGUAUGAUUAAAAGAUCUUGCAAAUUGUUCCACAAUACGUUGACAGCCACACCGACCUAUACAGAUAUGGAGACCUUUCAAAAGGCAGCUCAUGUUGGGAAAGUGAGUGACCUUUCCAUUUUCACCCAUGACUUACGUUGGGUAAAAUCUCCUGCUGAACUUAAGUUAAUGAAAGAAUCUGCAUCAAUUGCUUGUCAGGCUCUUUUGCAGACAAUUUUGCAUUCCAAAACAUAUACUUAUGAGGCCAUGCUAUCAGCAAAGGUUGAAUAUGAAUGCAGAAUGAGAGGUGCCCAGAGAAUGGCAUUUAACCCCGUGGUUGGUGGUGGGCCUAAUGGUAGUGUAAUACAUUAUUCUCGAAAUGAUCAGAAAAUUAAAGGUGGGAAUCUUGUUCUGAUGGAUGUUGGAUGUGAGCUGCAUGGUUAUUGCAGUGAUCUUACUCGUACCUGGCCACCCUGUGGAAGCUUUUCUUCUGUACAAGAAGAGGUUUAUGAUCUCAUACUACAAACAAACAAGGAAUGUAUAAGGCUUUGCAAACCUGGUGCUAGCAUUCGUCAAAUACACAACUAUUCGGUUGAACUGCUUUUCAAAGGACUGAAGGAAAUUGGGAUUUUGAAAAGGGAUCAAUUUAGAUCCUAUCACCAAUUGAACCCAACUUCAAUAGGUCACUAUCUAGGAAUGGAUGUCCAUGAUAGUUCCAUGAUCAGCUAUGACCGUCCUUUGAAGCCAGGAGUAGUGAUUACCAUUGAACCAGGAAUCUAUCUCCCAUCGAGUUUUGAUGGUCCAGAGAGGUACCAGGGCAUUGGAAUAAGGAUUGAAGAUGAGGUUCUGAUUAUGGAAACGGGUUGUGAGGUUCUUACUGGAUCAAUGCCAAAAGAGAUCAAACACAUUGAAUCCUUGCUGAACAAUUACAGUCAUGGAAUGGAAAUGGAGGGCCAUAACAACAUAAAAGCUGCAACCAGUUGAUGGUGUCUUGACAUUUGUCAGGACCUUCUGGCAGUGGAAAUCAUUUCUGAUGCCUAUUCGGACUCAAAGGAGAUACAAUUUCCAGUUCUGCGCAAGUUUCCAGAUUUCCUGCUAAAAUGGCCUGUCAUGUGGCCACUAUGUAUACCCUUACCCUUUUCUAUCAGGAUCCUCCAUGUUUCUCCUUGUUUUGUUCCAUGUCGCCAGUAAGAGAGAGCUAUCACCCGAUUCUUUUCACCUUUAGGCCUGCAAGUUUGUAAAGACCUAUUUAAUUGUUUUACAUUGAUAAUCAAUAAAUUUACCAUUAAUCAGGGGGGAAAUUAGUUCCUUA